This is a messenger RNA of Moesziomyces antarcticus, 1797 nucleotides long. Its product is annotated as josephin-domain-containing protein. NCBI's taxonomy places the organism in Eukaryota, Fungi, Basidiomycota, Ustilaginomycetes, Ustilaginales, Ustilaginaceae. Gene Ontology annotation, cellular component: nucleus. The record is from RefSeq and is a predicted model, not a curated record. The transcript has a single exon. The coding region runs from base 1 to 1797 and encodes 598 amino acids. Gene Ontology annotation, molecular function: cysteine-type deubiquitinase activity. Gene Ontology annotation, biological process: protein deubiquitination.
AUGUCCUCCUCCACACCUCAACAGCAGCUCAUAGCCUACAUUCACCAUGAGCGUCAAGAGCCUGGGAGCAUGCUGUGCGCUCAGCACGCGCUCAACGCACUCCUUCAAGGGCAAUACUACGAUGCGUCGCAGCUCGCUCAGAUUGCCGCCGAGCUCGACCACCUCGAGGCUUCCGAGCUGGGUCUCAGCGCGGCCGACAUCGCCUCGCGCGAUAGAUCCAGUCUCAACAUGGACGACACAGGCUUCUUCAGCGCCUCGGUGCUCGAACGUGCGCUUCAAGUUUGGGGUAUCUCGAUCAGCAACUGGCGCUCCGCCGAGAUGAGGUCCAGGCACAACGCACCAGAGCAGGAGAAGGCCUUCGUUCUCAACCUCGACAGUCACUGGUUCACCAUCCGCUCCUUUGGCAGCUCCAGCAAGUUUUGGUACAAUCUCAACUCCUUCCUACCCGAGCCCAGCUGGAUCGGCAACAACUACCUCGGAACGCUGCUCCAUACCGCCGAAUCCGAGGGCUACUCGGUCUUUGUCGUCCAGGCCUCGGAAGGGAGUGCUGGCCAGGGCCUGCGAGAGUCUGACGCGGAUCAGAUUGCCGAUCAUCUUCCGCCACCUGGAGCUGCAGGCAGCACGGCCUCGUCCGCCACACAAGCCCUCGGCCUGCGUCCCGAGUCCAAUGCAAAAGCCUCGAGCAGCUCUACACUCAACACACAAAUGGCAAACAACGCGUUGGGCGAUUUCGGCUUCGAUGACGACGAAGAAGAUCCGGAGCUCCAGGCUGCCCUGAGGGCCAGUCUGGCACAAUCACCCGCCGCCUCAAAGGAUGCUCCGGACACUCCGAGCCGAUCUCGCGUUCGUCCCGUACGAACCGCGACUGACGACGACUUCUCAGGCGGCAACGGCUCCAUGAUUGAGACUGAUGCGGACAUCGACGCCAUCGCCCCUUCUCGAAGGCGCCAUCGCGCGCAAAUGGACGAUCCCGUGGACGAUGAGCUGCGCCGCGCCAUGGAGAUGAGCAUGUCGAGCUCGAGCCAUCCAUCGCGCACGAGCAGCAGCUCCGGUCACCGUGCGCAAGCUGCGUCUUCCUCGUCUGGUCCUUCGUCGUCGUCCGCGGCGAAUCGGCCGCUUGGACGUCGCAAGCGUCGUGCGCAAGAGCGCCAAUCGGGUCUGACGCAGGACGAAGCGAUCGACCUGGACGAUUCGCGCGAAGAACGAGGCUCGAGCGACUACGAGGAGCUGGCGCCGGCGUCGCUGUCGCACCGCUCGCCGUUCCUGAGUCCGGCCAUGGUGGCGGCGAACCGCAACAACGAGGACGUGGAGGAGAUCAUGGACGACGACGAGAACAUCCCGAGCGACGACGAGCACGUGGAUCCGUUCAGCGUGCCUGGCGCGCCCGAGGCGAGUGCGCUCAUCGGCCCGCGCCGCGACCGGCACUACGACGACGAGGACGCCGAGCUGCAGGCGGCGCUCGCGGCGAGUCUGGGCGACACGGAGGCGGCGGCACGAUUCGCAACGGCCAAUCCGGACUACCGCCAUCCGCUGCGCGAAGAAGAGACGCAGGCAGUGCCGGAGGAUGUGGACCGCAUCUCCAGGAUGCGCGAAGAGGCGCGCAGGAAGGCGCGCGAGGACGAGGAGAGGCAGCAGAGGCUCGCGCGCGACGAGGUGGAUGACGAGUCGGAGGCACAGGCUUCAAGCAGCAGGAAGGAAGCAGCGAAAGCAGCGGAGGACGAGGAUGACGAGGCGUCCGAGGCCGAGGAGGUGAGUGCAGAGGAGAUGCGUCGGCGCCGCCUGGCGCGCUUUGGAUAG